AUUAGACAAUGCAGAAACAGCAUCCAAGAUCAGACAGUGUAGGAACAGCAUCAAAGUUCAGAACGUGCAGGAAUUGCAUCAAAAAUCAUACAGUGCAGUGCAGGAACAGCAACAACAAUCUGGGAGUGCAGAAACAGCAACAAAGAUCAGACA
Molecule: messenger RNA, 153 nt
Organism: Pelobates cultripes (western spadefoot toad)
Lineage: Eukaryota; Metazoa; Chordata; Amphibia; Anura; Pelobatidae
Source: the annotation of a GenBank genome assembly